Rhinocladiella mackenziei CBS 650.93 is the source of this 1098-nucleotide messenger RNA. RefSeq lists its product as uncharacterized. The transcript is spliced from 2 exons. Bases 1 to 1098 code for a protein of 365 amino acids. The record is from RefSeq and is a predicted model, not a curated record. Gene Ontology annotation, molecular function: nucleotide binding. NCBI's taxonomy places the organism in Eukaryota, Fungi, Ascomycota, Eurotiomycetes, Chaetothyriales, Herpotrichiellaceae.
AUGGCCGACACCGUACCCACCAUACGCUGGGGCAUUGUAGCUACUGGCCUGGUGUCAUCUUGGUUCGUUGAUGACCUCCUCCUCGACCGGCCGGACGCCAAAGCCAAGCAUGUCAUUCAAUGCAUUGGCGGGUCCUCCAUAGAAAAGUGCAAGGAUUUUGCCGCCAAACAUUGCUCCAAGGCAUCACCAACGUUGUACGCUUCAUAUGAAGAAGUCUACGCAGACAAGAACGUCGAUUGCGUCUACAUUGGGACUCCGCACGCGUUCCAUAAGAAAAACUGCCUCGAUGCUAUCGCCGCGGGGAAAAACGUCCUGUGCGAAAAGGCGUUCACAUUGAAUGCUCGAGAAGCCCGUGAGGUGGUUGAUGCGGCGAAGAAGAAGGGCGUGUAUCUACAUGAGGCAAUGUGGUUACGCCAUCGACCGCUCGUCGCAAAACUACGAAAAUUGCUGCACGAGGAAAAGGCGAUAGGCGACGUGUACCGUAUGUGGGUCGACUUCGGGCAGGAGGUAAACUUGGAAGUUCUGCCGGAAGCGUCGAGGUACAAGGACCUUCGACUCGGCGCUGGCUGCUUUCUCGAUAUGGGCAUCUACUCCCUUACCUGGGCAGUCCUAACCCUAGACCCCGGCGCGCCGCACCGAUCGGAAAGACCUUCGGUGCUCGCAGUCCAAACUCACCAGGGCGGGAUUGAUAUCACCACCAGUAUGCUUUUACAAUACCCUUCGACGGGGCGACAUGGCAUUGUGACCUGCUCAACGGUGACAAAUGGGGACCCUGAUAUUAUCUGUCGGGUCGAGGGCACCCAAGGCUUUGUCGAAGUCGAAGGCCAAGUUGGGUCUAUGCCUCUUUCAUUCACCGUCUACCCUAAAAGAGAAGGGAAUUCCAGCCUUGGUACAGUGAAGAAACCUCAAGGAAAGAGAUACGACUUCCCUAGAAUCGGCCUUGGAUUUGUCUAUGAGGCAGACGAUACCGCUCUCGACAUCGCCGCAGGGAGAAAGGAAAGCAUGAUUAUGCCAUUAGCCGAGUCGGUGCGCGUGAUGGAGAUAAUGGACUUGGCGCGAGAGCAAGGUGGGACAAGAUACCCGCAAGAUGAUGAAUAG